This is a messenger RNA of Jatropha curcas, 1761 nucleotides long. RefSeq lists its product as uncharacterized. NCBI's taxonomy places the organism in Eukaryota, Viridiplantae, Streptophyta, Magnoliopsida, Malpighiales, Euphorbiaceae. The record is from RefSeq and is a predicted model, not a curated record. Gene Ontology annotation, biological process: root development; shoot system development.
CCAAAAUUAAAUAAUUGCAAAUAGACUCACCCCUUAUAUGAAUUUUAGUUUAUUGCUUAUUCAAAUAUGACCUUCUCAUCUUUUUCUCGUUGUUUGGUUCAUAUAAAGAAAUCAGUUAAGCUUGAUUUGCAGCUGUGCAGGUGGAUCAUGCUUUGCAUUUGGUCAACCAGAUUCAUGUAAAGAAAUCAGCUAAAUGUAAAUGGAAGUAUCUAAUUUAUAUACAAUGAAGGCUGUCGGGAUUCUACUUGCUCCCUGACACCAGGCAUCCCAAUGAGAGUUGUCAGACAGUCUCCUUAUUAAUUGGUAUGCAGAAUUAGAGAGAGAAUAAGAACAAUUACAUGCAUGUUCUUAUCUGUGAAGCAAAUGCAGCUUCAUCCCCUUGUGGAUAUAUUUUAUUGGAGUUGGUUCGGAUUCUGGACAUGAAAACUAAGCAGGAAACAACUCUAUCAGGUACCAAUAUUAAAUGAUUUCUUAUUUUCAUUAUCUUAAUUGAAUAAUUUGAUGGAUGGACACAAGCUCAAUGCUAUAUAAUUUGAUGCUGAUUUUUUGCCUUGGAAAUGGAAUCUUUUGGCACAUAAUUUGUAUGACAAUAUAUAUACAUCAUGAAUUUAUUUAAUCAGAAUGCUUCAUCACAACACAACAUGACAGCCAAUUUAGAUCAAGAUCAAGAAGCUGAGAUGUCUAAGUUCUAUUAUUGGUCUUCUAUAUAUAAGACGUUCAAUGUGAUGGCCUAGACAAUAACCAAGGUCUAAGACGUUCUGUAAAUAUCUUCUUGAUAGCCUUUCUUGUGCAGAAUAAAUUAAAAAUGGCUACUUGUCAUCUUCGUUCAAUCAGUUUACCAUCAAGAUCUCAUCCUCUAACAGUAAGCAUCGAGGAGCAACUGUACAGGUUGAAGGCAUCACAAUCCUCAUCAAUAGGGCAGAAACUAAAUGGCCUAAAAAAUUUGUUCGAGUGUGUUGAUGAUUUGCUUCAAUUGCCAACCACCCAACAAAAUCUAAACAAGUCUGGAGAGAAUGCAUUAAAUGGAUUGGAUAUGUGUGACGCCACAAGAGACUUUUUCUCACAGUUGAAGGAAUGUGUGCAGGCACUUGAAUUAUCUCUCCGGAGAAGAAAAGGCGGAGACAUUUGCUUGAUAAGCGAAGUUGAUGCAUAUAUGUUAUCUAGAAAGAAGUUGAACAAACUGAUUUGCAAGUCUCUGAGAAAUUUGAAGAGAAAGGAGAGGAAUUGUUCACCAGCAGCAUUGGACAGUAACUCGAACACGAUUAGCAUGCUAAGAGAUGUCGAGGAAAUUAGCGUUUCGGCGUUCAAAUCCAUCUUAUCUUUCAUUUCUGAGCCAAAGGCAAAAUCAAAGUCCUCUAUAAUCUCAAAAUUAUUGCAAUCCAAGCGCGAUUCAUGUGAAGUUGAAGUCAAUGAAGUAGAGAACAUUGAUACUGAGUUGCUUGUCCUAAAAUCAAGCAAAGACAUCAAACAUUUGCAAGUUCAAAACGUUCUGAAAGGAUUGGAGUCAUUGGAGUCGAGCAUUAAAGAAGCAGAGGAGGAACUUGAGUGCAUAUAUAGGCAAUUGGUGAAAACCAGAGUAUCCCUUCUCAAUAUUCUGAAUAAUUAGUGUUCUUUCCAUGAACUCCCUCACAAUUUUGUAACAUACAAUUUUGAUCCAAUUGUACAUAUAUAUACACAAAAUGAAAACCAAUACCAAUAUACUCAAAUUGAGUGCAUUUCCAUCAAUUUGCACCAAUUUAUCUUGAUCUUGGAUAAUCUUGA